AUGGCAGCGAGCCCAGCAGCCGCAGUUCCAAGUCCUACGUUGCCUCCUUCGGCUCCAGAUGAUGCGGUGACGAACCUGCUGGCGACAGUGCUGGCCCAAUCGGUGCAGAGUGGAUCUUCGCUGUCUGCAGAACAGAUCCAGGUCCUCCAGGACACCAUGGCUCAGCUUAAGAUCGUGAACAAUGAGAAGGGACAGCAGGUGCCCCCAGCUGCAGAGGAGGCCGAGCAGGCCCCAGCUCCAGUGGAUACAAAUCCCCCCGCCCCGGCACCCCCUGCUGCGCCGCCAAUGCCCAAAGGGGCCUCGGCAGCGCCGCUGUCGGGUCUGCAGCCGCCACCGCCGAAAGCAUCUGCACCGCCGGCUGGUUCGACAGCAGUCGUAGCAUUGCAGGAGCCUGCAAACAGCUCCACCCAUCCAAAGGAAUACAGGGCCUUUCAGCGUUUCUGUGAGAACUCGAAGGGUGCAGAUGAGAUGAGAAAGGUCUGGGUCCAGGGCGGACCCCGUCGGAUGGCUGUGUUUUCGCAGUUCGUGGCGACUGGCUGUGAUCCCUUGGCAAUGGAAGCGGCCCUCCGCUUCAAGCGCCAGCGUGAGGAGGAGGACAAAGACGAAGGUGAAUAUUACCAGUGGGUUGACAUCCUCGCCUUUCACAACAACGACGCUGAGAAGGCGCUGAACUUCAUCACCAGAAGGACAUCGACAGACCGCAACGACCCCACCAUCGAUGAGAUAGCCGUGGAGCUGGGGGUUGCUCCCGCCUACGCGGCGAGCGUGGCUAACCUUCUGGACGGACAGAAUGGUGCGGUGGGGACCUUUCCCAACUCGUCGGCUGUCCUACCGCCUUCGAGCAGUGGGCUUGCUUUGGAGGACGGAGCAAGCAACAACAGCGGCACUCCUGCCAACACCAAGCCGAACCCGAAGACUAAGCAGCCUGGCAAUCAAGGGCAGCAGCCGCCCUCCAAGAAAGCACGGGCUCCGAAGCCGGAGGGAUCGGACUUGGAAGUCCACGUUUGCGGGGAAGACAUUGCCGGCUUCGUUUCGAACUGGUGCACAGCUGCCAACUCGGCCCAAGGACAGGCCGUUAAGUUGUGCGGUGAGUUCCUUGGCUUGGUGCGUUGUGAAUUAUGUUCGUGCGAAGAGUGA
Symbiodinium necroappetens is the source of this 1137-nucleotide messenger RNA. NCBI's taxonomy places the organism in Eukaryota, Dinophyceae, Suessiales, Symbiodiniaceae. The record is from the annotation of a GenBank genome assembly.